AUGCAGGACCAAAGAGAACCAGACUCAAGCCUGGACAGGGGCAGAGGAUGUCUCACACUUGUACACACCUGCGGCUUCGCUCACUCACCUGACUACUGUUCAGGGGAGAUCGGAGUCACGGCCCUCUGGAUGGGACAGUUUGUAACCAGCCUCAUGCUAAACUCAACACAUGCGGGUAAACGAAGACCUUUUAAACCCAACAGCCUAUGUCACACUUUCCACAGUGAGGUGAAUCAUGGUUUCUCACCGUUGCCACGGGUAACCCGGGACUCUGUGAGACAGUACUUACAGUUUCGACCCGACCAGUCUGUGUUCAUUCUUCAUGCAAAAGUUGCUCAGAAAUCCUAUGGGAACGAGAAAAGGUUUUUCUGUCCUCCUCCCUGUGUUUACCUGAGUGGGCCAGGAUGGAAACACAGACAAGAGCAGCUCAAAGGAUCCAAUGCGGGUGAAUCAGGCUGUCGCCUGUGUGGGUACAUGGGUCUGGAUAACAGCGGUGGGCCACAGACAGACAGCCUAAAGCUCAGCUUUGAGGAACAGGCUGACAGGAGGAUGUUUGCCUGUGCAAAGACCCUGUAUAUAUCAGACACAGAUAAACGGAAGCACUUCCGUCUGCUGCUGAGGUUGUUCUUCAGUAGUGGACAGGAAAUUGGCUCGUUCCAAAGUAAUCUGAUCAAAGUCAUCUCCAAGCCCUCUCAGAAGAGACAGUCCAUGAAAAACGCAGACUUGUGUAUAUCCUCAGGCUCCAGAGUGUCACUGUUUAACCGUCUCAGGUCUCAGACGGUCAGCACACGUUACCUGGCUGUAGAGGACGGGGUAUUUGUGGCCAGCGCUAGACAAUGGACUGCCUUUACUGUUAUAUUAGUGGAGGAGCAGCAGCAGUCUGAGCCGAGUGACUACUCAAUGUGUGAAGGGUACAUCUGCUAUGGCUGCGUAGUUCAACUCAUCUGCACAGACUCAGGGGUUGCUUUGCCACCAAUGGUGAUCCGUAAGGUUAACAAGCAGUUUGCGUGCCUGGACGUGGAUGAGCCUGUGUCCCAGCUUCAUAAGUGUGCCUUUCAGUUCAAGGACAGCAACCAGAUGUACCUGUGCCUUGCCAAUGAGAAAAUCAUCCAGUUCCAGGCGUCUUUGUGUCCUAAGGACAGCAGUCGGGAACUGCUGAAUGAUGGUUCUUGUUGGACCAUCAUUGGCACAGAGGUGGUGGAGUACACGUUCAGUGAGAGUCUAACCUGUUCUCCAACCUCCAUCAGCCCUGUUCCUGUCAUCACUGCCCUUGAGUUAAACGGAGGCGGACAUGUAGCCAUGCUGGAAUUACACGGGGAGAACUUCAGUCCACAUCUGAAGGUCUGGUUUGGAAACAUGGAGGCAGAGACCAUGUUUAGGUCACCGAGGUCCAUGCUGUGUGUGGUCCCAGAUGUGUCUGUGUUCAGUGGGGAGUGGAGGUGGCAGAGGAGACCCAUCACUGUCCCCCUGUCACUGAUACGUGUCGACGGCCUUAUCUACCGCACUUCCUUCUCCUUCACCUACACCCCCGAACACAGCACUCCCUCACUGCCUCUCACCGGAGCAGAGAGAGCUCCAGACUCCGACACACUCAUUCACACCAUCCACCAGGAAUUCACACGGACUAAUUUUCACUUAUUCAUGCAAAGCUGA
Messenger RNA from Chanos chanos (milkfish), 1653 nucleotides. RefSeq names its product recombination signal binding protein for immunoglobulin kappa J region-like (gene rbpjl). Bases 1 to 1653 code for a protein of 550 amino acids. Gene Ontology annotation, cellular component: nucleus. Gene Ontology annotation, molecular function: RNA polymerase II cis-regulatory region sequence-specific DNA binding; DNA-binding transcription activator activity, RNA polymerase II-specific. Gene Ontology annotation, biological process: regulation of transcription by RNA polymerase II. The record is from RefSeq and is a predicted model, not a curated record. The transcript is spliced from 12 exons. Lineage: Eukaryota; Metazoa; Chordata; Actinopteri; Gonorynchiformes; Chanidae.